Molecule: messenger RNA, 2724 nt
Organism: Corythoichthys intestinalis (scribbled pipefish)
Lineage: Eukaryota; Metazoa; Chordata; Actinopteri; Syngnathiformes; Syngnathidae
Gene: tacr1a
Product: tachykinin receptor 1a
Exons: 5
Coding region: 347-1687 (446 amino acids)
Biological process (GO): G protein-coupled receptor signaling pathway; positive regulation of flagellated sperm motility
Cellular component (GO): sperm midpiece; plasma membrane
Molecular function (GO): substance P receptor activity
Source: RefSeq, a predicted model, not a curated record
UAUCGUGGUACCACAGGGGGCAGUAGGAGGCAGGUUAUAAAUGUACGUGAGUUGAUAUUCUACAGCGUGUGUGCAACGUGUUGGAGUGAGAGGAAGACGGACCGUGACAGCUCAGAAAGGAAUGAGCAGUGAGAAGAACUCCUCACAUCAUGGAGAUAAUUGUCCGCAUUCCUAGUGCUUGCAGGGAGACGUGCGUAAAAUACGCGCAGCUUUUUACGCAUCGUGGAAAGGACGACGUCACACAAAUUAGACUCUAAAUGAAUCUGUCUUACUUUCACGUGUGUAUGUGAAACUUUUCUUUAAUCGGACUGAAUUAGAAAAAGACGCCGAUCGUGAGAGAGGUAAAAUGGACCCAAUAUUUGACGACGCUGACGAAGUCAACUUGACCAGCAGUGCCAACAACACGAACAACGGGACCGUGUACUGGAAUCAAUUUGUGCAGCCGCCCUGGAGAAUAUUCCUGUGGGCUAUCGCCUACUGUUGUAUAGUGAUCGUGUCCGUUGUUGGCAAUGUGACGGUGAUUUGGAUCAUUAUGGCGCACAAACGCAUGAGGACGGUCACCAAUUAUUUCCUGCUCAAUUUGGCGUUCGCCGAAGCCUCGAUGUCGGCUUUCAACACGGUUAUCAACUUCAUCUACGCAGUGCACAACGAUUGGUACUUUGGAUUGGUCUACUGCCGCUUCCACAACUUCUUUCCAAUAGCGGCCGUGUUUGCCAGCAUUUACUCCAUGACUGCCAUCGCCCUGGACAGGUACGUGGCCAUCAUCCACCCAUUGCAGCAGCGCAUGUCAUCCACAGAGACCAAGGUAGUGGUAGGAGUGAUCUGGGUCCUGGCUCUGCUUUUGGCGUUUCCUCAGUACUACUACUCCAACAUAGACCAGCUCCCCGGCCGUGUGGUGUGCUACAUUGACUGGCCCGAAUACACAAUAUGUGACUUUGAUAAAAUGUAUUAUGUGUGCGUGGCCAUCCUGAUCUACUUCCUUCCUUUGUUGGUGAUGGGUUGUGCUUAUCUGGUGGUGGGACUAACUCUCUGGGCCAGUGAAAUCCCAGGAGACUCUUCCGAUCGCUACAAGGAGCAGCUGACAGCGAAACGCAAGGUGGUGAAAAUGAUGAUUGUGGUGGUGUGUACCUUUGCCAUUUGCUGGCUUCCCUACCAUGUCUACUUCCUGCUGUACCAGUUUUUUCCUGAUCUGUUUGAGGAAACAUAUAUCCAGCAGGUCUAUUUGGGCAUCAUGUGGUUGGCCAUGAGUUCCACCAUGUACAACCCAAUCAUCUACUGCUGUCUGAAUGACAGGUUCCGUGCAGGUUUCAAACAAGCUUUCCGCUGCUGCCCAUGUGUCUCUCAAAGCUCAUAUGAAGGUCUGGAACUCAAGUCUACUCGCUACUUUCAAACUCAGACCAGCAUGUACAAGGCAAGCCGGAUGGAGUCUACAUUGUCAACUGUAGCCCAGGUGGGGGAUGAAAUGGAACAGUCCAAGGCCAAAGCUAAAGUCGGUCCUGGGCCCAUUGGGGCCGGUGUCAUGGCAGGACCACAAAGCUGUUCAGUGGACCUCACUUCAAAUGGUUCUUCGUCCCACAGCGUCUCCAAAACCAUGUCUGAAGCAUCUAGUUUCUUCUCGCAUAACAAUCUGCAAGAACAGACUUUAAAUUCAAGCAGCUUCCUUUCAGAUAGCCAGGAGAGAAUGUGAGUGAAGAGCCGGCAAAACUUAUGUUGAAUGUGCAAGUUACUGUGAACAAUAGGUUUUAAAACCAGUGUCAUCACUGGUAAUUGUUGUUUGCUGGACUCGAGAAUUCUCAUGUAAGGAACUUGUGUUACAUGCUGUUAGUGUUCUUUUCAGCGCCAAAAAGGAAUGAUGAGCAUAACAAUGCAUUCCACUUCAAAGCUGUGGACUUAAGCAGAUGCAGUGCCUCGAUUUUUCACAGCUUCUGCUUGUCACGCCAGCCCUCUCGCAUUGAGAAGGAAAGGUUCCCACAUUCAUGAUCCCACUAGUUUCUUGACUUCACAUAGUCUAUUUUGGCAGUAAAAUAGGAGAACGUCACGCUGGAAAUUCACAAAGCAAAUCAACAAAGCUGUAGGAAUCCGGGUUCUUUGAGUGAAGAAAGUGCAAUUUUUCAUUCCAGCUCACUGAUCAGAUUGCGAUUGUCCCCAAGCAGGAUUUUCUAUUUUCUCGCAUCAAAAUGAGCACUUGUCUUUAGGCUCAAGGGAACUCCAACAGCCACUACUGAAUGUUCUGCCAAUUACCUGCCUCACUGUCAUGAGUCAUCUUUCACCAUUUUAAACAUCGACUUGGAACAGCUGUUCCUAUCCAUCUCUGCAUUAUAGAUGAUCCUUAGACUGCGAAUGGGCCAAGGCGAACCCUGAGCAGAAAGAACAAACACAAAACAAGAGUGUUAGUGUUGAAAAUGUGCAGCACCGGAGGGAAGCUCAAACAUCGAUAUCAUACUGAAAGCCAGUUGAACUUUCCUACUAUUGAUACAGAAAUAAUUUCUUUCCCCUUACAUGCCCUUGCAACUGCAACUUUUUCGAACACAUCGGAAUAUCCAAGACCACUUUGAACUCAACAUUUCCCAGCUCUAUACUGGGUACCUGUCCACUUUUAUUGCACUAGACCUGUGCUAAUGAAAAGUGUUGAUGUUUUAGAGCGUAGUAUAACCUGGAGAAAAAUGGUACAAAAUGCUUCAAAUCAAGAGUCCAUUAUGUGAAAAAAUAGACCAUGAUCAGCAA